UCGCAUUCGCAGGCAUAUGCACUUACCACAUGAUAUCCUCUCCUGCGGUUCUUCGGCUUUCUCCCUUAGACGUGGUUUCGGCUGCUUUUCUGGCCCCACGGACAUUGCGGUGUGUGCGGCCACACCAGCUCUCACGAAUCGCUUCUCUGUCCGGCAACACCAACACAGAUAACACGGAAGGAGCGGCGUCCGAUGGGGCUGAGAAUAAGACAUGUGAUCAGUUUCGUGAAAGGAUUUCCACCGGUCCUAGCCUCGGAGACUUUAUCAGCGCUUCGCGUUAUUACUCUUUAGAACAUCCUGGUCGAACAGUUCCGUCUGUUCGAGCCAGUCCGGGUGAACGACUCCGACUGCCUGAAUGGCUGAAAACCGACAUUCCUCAUGGUGGAAAUUUUGCGAAGCUCACAAAAGAACUUCGUUCAUUGAAGCUACACACGGUUUGUGAAGAGGCCCGCUGUCCGAAUGUUGGUGAAUGUUGGGGCGGGAAAAGUACUGCAGCAACAGCAACGAUAAUGAUUAUGGGCGAUACUUGCACGCGUGGCUGUCGCUUCUGUUCGAUUAAAACGUCGCGCACGCCUCCUCCAUUAGACCCCUCUGAGCCGCUUAACACCGCGCUGGCUGUCUCCAACUGGGGUGUAGAAUACAUAGUCAUCACCACAGUAGACCGGGAUGAUUUGGAUGAUGGUGGUGCUGGCCAUAUUGCUGAAACUAUCCGUCAGAUUAAAGAACACAAACCGUCAAUGCUUCUGGAAUGCUUGGUCCCCGAUUUUAGGGGUAAUUUGGAGUCGGUGGCCAAAGUUGUGGACGCCAAUCCGGAAGUCUAUGCUCAUAAUCUGGAAACCGUGGAGUCUCUGCAGCGGUCCGUUCGCGACUAUCGCGCUGGGUAUCUGCAGUCGUUGCGAACACUUGAAGCAGCAAAGGAACACGACUGUCGCACGAGCUAUUCACGAAGAGGUACUCCACCGACGUUGGUCACAAAAUCCAGUCUGAUGCUUGGAUUGGGUGAAAAGGACGAGGAAGUUCUCGCAGCUUUGCAAGAUCUUAGGAAAGCUGGAGUUGACUGCGUCACCCUUGGGCAGUAUAUACAACCAACCAAACGUAACUUAAAGGUGAAAGAAUACAUCCAUCCAAAGAAGUUCAACUACUGGGCAAGUGUUGCGAAAGAACUUGGCUUCCUUUAUGCGGCAAGUGGACCGUUGGUGCGUUCAUCUUAUCGGGCUGGAGAAUUCUAUAUUGCAAAUAUCGUGAAGCAACGGACCUGCACGUAAUCGAACUUUCACCGGGAAACUUUGAGAUGUCUGUGAUUUCCGACGUUCCAUUAUUCCCCCCCCCCCAUCUUUAGACUCCACCGUUUGUUUCUUCCAGAUCAUCAGACUAGGUCCGCUUCCCAGUUCUCACGAUCCGCACUAUUUCCGGAAUCAGCAGCGCGUUAUUUAGAAAAAUAUUCUGAAAAGCUUUGGCGUCUUUCUGUUAUUAAUCCUGAGGUUGUAUCUGGCCAAGGUUGUUCGAGCG
Messenger RNA from Opisthorchis viverrini, 1509 nucleotides. RefSeq lists its product as hypothetical. Bases 30 to 1265 code for a protein of 411 amino acids. Lineage: Eukaryota; Metazoa; Platyhelminthes; Trematoda; Opisthorchiida; Opisthorchiidae. Gene Ontology annotation, molecular function: 4 iron, 4 sulfur cluster binding; lipoate synthase activity. Gene Ontology annotation, cellular component: mitochondrion. The record is from RefSeq and is a predicted model, not a curated record. The transcript is spliced from 7 exons. Gene Ontology annotation, biological process: lipoate biosynthetic process.